This is a messenger RNA of Pseudophryne corroboree (corroboree frog), 3780 nucleotides long. It is a transcript of the gene RAB27B, whose product is annotated as RAB27B, member RAS oncogene family. Lineage: Eukaryota; Metazoa; Chordata; Amphibia; Anura; Myobatrachidae. The coding region runs from base 398 to 1054 and encodes 218 amino acids. Gene Ontology annotation, molecular function: GTPase activity; GTP binding. Gene Ontology annotation, cellular component: synaptic vesicle; plasma membrane; dendritic spine. The record is from RefSeq and is a predicted model, not a curated record. The transcript has 7 exons. Gene Ontology annotation, biological process: neurotransmitter receptor transport to postsynaptic membrane; Golgi vesicle fusion to target membrane; regulation of exocytosis.
GCGGAGAGCUGCAGCCUGUCAUUGGGCUGGGAGCAGGAGAGAGCUGUGUGUCUGGGUGGGAGAGUGGAUCCCAGGGAUCUGCCGCCAGUGUGCUCCCUGCAUGCACUGCACCUGAUCCCUCACACUGUAUCCAUCCUCCACAGCCAGCCUUCCCCUGAUGACUGCAGAGGAGGAAAUGGAAGCAACAGUGUAACAGAGCUGUGUGCCGUGCAAUGGGCUGAUACAUUCACCAGACAGAAGCCAGCAGCGUCUCAGCACUGCACAGCCAGGGAACAGGUUCCACUAAUCAGACAGAGAAGAAAAGGCGACGGAGAGCCAAUUGUCCGAGGGAUGAGGAGCAGCUGGCAAAAGUAGACACAUACCGAAAAUUUACACAGGGUUCACCGCAGUAUCCACUAUGACGGAUGGGGACUAUGAUUAUCUGAUUAAGCUCCUGGCCCUCGGAGACUCCGGUGUUGGAAAGACCACAUUCCUGUACAGAUACACAGACAACAAGUUCAACCCUAAAUUUAUUACAACAGUUGGAAUAGACUUUCGGGAAAAACGAGUGGUUUACAGUAAUGCGGCACCAGGUGGCACACACGGGAAGUCCUUCAAGGUGCAUUUACAGCUCUGGGACACAGCUGGACAAGAAAGGUUCCGGAGCCUCACCACGGCGUUUUUCAGGGAUGCGAUGGGUUUCCUAUUAAUGUUCGACCUCACCAGUCAGCAGAGCUUUCUGAAUGUCCGGAACUGGAUGAGUCAGCUUCAAGCAAAUGCUUACUGUGAGAAUCCAGAUAUUGUAUUAAUUGGAAACAAAGCUGACCUGUCAGAUCAGCGAGAGGUCAACGAGAGGCAAGCAAAGGAGCUUGCCGAUAAAUACGGCAUUCCAUACUUUGAAACCAGUGCGGCAAUCGGACAGAAUGUGGAGAAAUCCGUUGACACCCUUCUGGACCUGAUAAUGAAACGCAUGGAACAGUGCGUGGACAAGACCCAAGUACCUGAAACUGCCAAUGGAGGAAACUCUGGAAAAUUAGAGGAUUCAAAACCAGGAGGAAGAAAGUGCGCCUGUUAAAUAAGAAACAGAAGAAACACGAAACAAAUAAAAGUAACACACGCAGACUGUGAGAACCUGGUACAGCUAACGUGCAGCGGCUGAUAAACCACCACAAUGCCCCCUGGUGGCCAGUGUCUGCUUUGCAGCCAUUCACAGCUACAUACCAUUAACAAUGGAAAAAAAAAUAUCCUAUAAAAAAAAACACGUCCCACCCCCACCCCCACCCCUACACCUUCUUGCAUUGUUAUGGUAUGCCAACAUCUCUUGUGAAGAAGUGUUAAUCUUAUAUAUUUAUACGCAGCGUAAAUGAUAAAGAGAAAUAUGUUUCUUACAGAAAAAAAAUGGUGACUGGUUAAAAAAAAAAGAAAAAGAAAAAAAAGAGGGGGGUGUUUUAUUUUGUUUUGAAUCAUGCGAUGUAGAUUUUUCGGUUGGAUUAGGUAUGCAAGUCGCUAAAGUGUCAUUGCGAGCACGUCGCUGAAUUACGCAAAACGGGCUUUCGACCUUGUGCUGUUUACAUUUCAGGAGCUCCCCAUUCUCUGUAAGCGGACGAUGAGACGUUUAGCUGUCUACCAAACAUUUUGUGGAUUAUUCUGAAGUAUCUUAUGUCUUAUGUUAUUGCUUGGCGUGUAUGUGUUACUGCCGGUGAAACCAACUAGUGUUCAAAUCAGGGAUUCACUUAGCCCAUCUGUUUAUGUUAGGAUUGGGCGGUUUUACCACCGGGCCUUCGAUGUGUAUGGGGUUUUUGUAAAUAUCGGUUCUUGGUUUCUGUAAACUAACUCUUCGCUCUGGUGACGCAGUCACUUUGGGGUUAUCCUAUAAUACGGAGUCAUCUGAAGCUGAUCUUAAAAAUGUCUUUGAAGGAACUAUACAGUUUCACGCCACAUUCUAAUAAUAAAAGAGGUUCUGAUCCACAGGUAGGCGCAUUGCCGAUGUCUGACGCGGUGGAGCGAUGUUUUGCAAAUGCGCUUGGGCGAAAACACCUACGGCGCAUUCCUUACCCUGAGUGUACGCACAAAGCAUUUGCAUAUUAGCGCCGCCGUGGCUCCAGCAUCAACGCUAGAGCAGACUCAGCAGCCUUCACCUCUGGAUCACGUCUAGCUUGAUAAUUUCCUCUUUUUUUUUUCUUUUUUUUUAUAUCGGACAACAUAUGUAAAACAAAUGACUGCAAAGGGUUCAUAACAAUUGUUUAUUGUAGGGUUAUCAAAUUCACACCCACAUUAUACAAUAUGGCGUACAAAGGAGACCAACCCCAAAGACAGCGAUACAAUUCUUACUCAUGUAUAGAUUUUGCCCCAAUCCUUUCUAUUUUGAGAGCAUACAAUAAAUAGUCUGUGUUUCAUGUUCGUUCACUAGUGUGAUCCUAACGAAGUGCCAUGGUUAUGCCAGUCAUGAAAUUGAGGCAGCCAAGUGAUGGGAAUCCGUGCCAGGGCUCAUGCAUGAUAGUGGGCGUGGUUAUGCUAAAUAGCGGGAUAUCCAGGAUGUUUCAUAAACUUGGAAGAGAACAGAAAAAGAAUGGCGGCUGCUUUAUAAUAAUCCUGUCAUACACACAGGCAUCAUCACUGAGUUUCCUGGUUUUGGCACUGUGAGGAGAACUGCUAAACAUUUCAGUAAGGAAGACAAAGCCAGGGCAGUGUGGGGAAAUCAAGGGGUCAUUUUAAAUGGGAAAAAUAAUUAUCCUGACAAUACAAAAUUUCAAGCAUUCUUGAUAAUAAAUUCAUUACCUAUAUUUCAAAAUUGACGGAACACAUAUAGCUUGAACACAGUAUAUAGAGACGUAUUUUCUGGGCUAAAUCAAUUCACUGCCUCAUAAAUAUCAGUCCUGAAGUGCCUCAACUGGUUCCUAGUACGUUGAUAGGUUGCAUUCUCAUGCAGGUAGAUCCAUCUAACAAAAUGGCUGCCUGCAUUGUGAGAGGGCGACAGAAACUGUUGAUUACAAAGAUACUAGUUUUAUAAUCUGGCAAGUGCCAUAACAUAACAUGACCGGCUGCGAGUUUGUGUCUUUGUAGAAGACAGACUGUGGUCUGGCAGCCAUGCUUGUUUUCCCCUCCAGAGACCCCUUGAAAAUGAGAUUGUGAUUGGCAGAUGAACAGCUAAGAAAAAGGUUCAUCAGAUGUAUGAUUAAAAGGUGCUUAACUUUAUUUUUAAAGUAAAAAUAUCUAUGUGGGAUUACUGCUUUUAAUAUAUUGAUCUGUAAAUAAUACUUCAAUAUGACCUGUUUGCAGUUACCAAGGACUACAUGUGAGAUACUGGGUUUUAGAGUUAAUGUUUUUAGUAAACAAAUAUAUCUGCCUUUAAAUAUAGCCGAAAAAAUGUAUUAAUCUGGCAAGAAGAAAUUGUAUUCCGUCCCUCAGGAGGAGAUGCGUCAAAGUUUGAAGAGAGGUAACAUACCAGCCAAUCAGCUCCUGUCAUUUUUCAAACACAGCCUAUAAAAUGGCAGGAGCUGAUUGGUUGGUACUUUAUCUCUCCAAGCAUUGAUAAAUCUCAGCCUGUUACCAAUUGGUUUUUAGAAGAACUUUGUUCAGAGUCGUUUUCCUGCUUGAUCAAUAGCUUUAAUACCAAACCGGUGGUGAUUGAUAUUUCUUCCUUCAGUGAUUAAAAUGCACCCACAAAAUGCCGAUUAUGAAAAGAGUGCCCCCCUCCCAAAAAAAUUCAAAUAAAAUGGGCUACUAAUAUUGUGAAAAUGUAAAGUUCUUAUUUUUGUGCCAAUAUAUAGUAUGAAUGUCAUAAAAAAAUCUAUGAAGUAA